GAAGGAGCUAACCCAUUCCUGCCUAGGAGGUUGUGGGAGAAGGAAGAUGGCCAGAGCUUUGUGUCCACUUCAUGCCCUCUGGCUUCUGGAGUGGGUGCAGCUGCUCUUGGGACCCGGUGCUGCACCUCCAACCUGGGCCUUGAACCUGGACCCGGUGCGACUCACCUUCUACACAGGCCCCAAUGGCAGCUACUUUGGGUUUUCAUUGGACUUCUACAAGGACAGCCGUGGGAGCGUGUCCAUCGUGGUGGGCGCCCCACGGACCCUGGGCCGCAGCCAGGAGGAGACAGGCGGCGUUUUCCUGUGCCCCUGGAAGGCCGAGGGCGACCAGUGUACCUCGCUGCCCUUCGACCUCAAUGAUGAGACGCGAAGCGCAGGCACCCAAACUUUCCAAACCUUCAAGGCCCGUCAAGGACUAGGGGCGUCGGUCGUUAGUUGGAGCGACAUCGUUGUGGCCUGCGCCCCCUGGCAGCACUGGAACGUCCUGGAAAAGGCCGAGGAGGCUGAGAAGACGCCCGUAGGUGGAUGCUUCGUGGCUCAGCUGCAGAACAGCGGCCGCGCAGAGUACUCGCCCUGCCGGGCCAACAUCAUGAGCCGGGUUUACCAGAAAAAUUACUUCAGCGGAGACAAGCGCUACUGUGAAGCCGGCUUCAGCUCCGUGGUCACUCAGGCUGGGGAGCUGGUGCUUGGGGCCCCUGGCGGCUACUAUUUCCUAGGUCUCCUGGCGCGGGCUCCAAUUGCCGAUAUCAUCUCGAGUUACCGCCCGGGCACCCUCUUGUGGCACGUGCCCACCCAGCAGCUCACCUUCGACUACAGCCACCCAGAGUACUUCGACGGCUACCGGGGGUACUCGGUGGCUGUAGGCGACUUCGACGGGAAUCCAAACACUACAGAGUUUGUCGUCGGUGCCCCUACCUGGAGCUGGACCCUGGGAGCGGUGGAAAUUUUGAGCUCGUACCACCAGACGCUGCACCGGCUGCAUGGAGAGCAGAUGGCUUCGUAUUUCGGGCACUCAGUGGCCGUCACUGACGUCAACAGGGACGGGAGGCAUGACCUCUUGGUGGGCGCGCCACUGUACAUGGAGAGCCGUGCUGACCGCAAGCUGGCCGAGGUGGGGCGCGUGUACUUGUUCCUGCAGACUCGAGGCCCUCACGCGCUGGGCGCCCCCAGCCUCCUGCUGACCGGCACGCAGCUCUAUGGGCGAUUUGGCUCAGCCAUCGCGCCUCUGGGCGACCUCAACCGGGAUGGCUACAACGAUGUUGCUGUGGCCGCCCCCUAUGGGGGUCCCAGCGGUCGAGGCCAAGUGUCGGUGUUCCUGGGUCAGAGUGAGGGACUUAACUCACACCCUUCCCAGGUCCUGGACAGCCCCUUCCCCACAGGCUCUGGCUUUGGCUUCUCCCUUCGAGGUGCCACAGACAUCGAUGACAAUGGAUACCCAGACCUGCUGGUGGGAGCUUACGGGGCCAACAAGGUGGUUGUGUACAGGGCUCAGCCAGUGGUGAUGGCCACUGUCCAGCUUCUGGUGCAAGAUUCGCUGAAUCCUGCUGUGAAGAAUUGUGUCCUGCCCCUGACCGAGACACCAGUGAGCUGCUUUAACAUCCAGAUGUGUGUGGGAGCCACUGGACACAACGUUCCCAAGAAGCUGCACCUAAAUGCUGAGCUGCAGCUGGACCGGCAGAAGCCCCGCCAGGGCCGGCGGGUGCUACUGCUGGCCUCUCAACAGGCGAGCACCGUCCUGGGCCUGGAUCUGAGCGGAAGGCACGGCCCCAUCUGCCACACCACCAAGGCCUUCCUCCGAGAUGAGGCCGACUUCCGGGACAAGCUGAGCCCCAUCGUGCUCAGCCUCAAUGUGUCCCUGCAGCCUGAGAAGGAUGGACUAGCCCCUGCUCUCAUGUUGCACGGAGACACCCACAUCCAGGAACAGACCCGCAUCAUUCUGGACUGUGGGGAAGACGACCUGUGUGUGCCACAGCUCCAGCUCACUGCCAGCGUGACAGGCUCCCCGCUCCUCGUUGGAGCCGAUAACGUGCUGGAGCUGCAGAUGGAAGCGGCCAACGAGGGUGAGGGUGCCUACGAGGCCGAGCUGGCCGUGCACCUGCCUCCAGGUGCACACUACAUGCGGGCCCUCAGCAACAUCGAGGGCUUUGAGAGGAUCAUCUGUAACCAGAAGCGGGAGAAUGAGACCAAGGUGGUGCUGUGUGAGCUGGGCAACCCCAUGAAGAGGAACGCCCAGAUAGGAAUCACGAUGUUAGUGAGUGUGGGGAACCUGGAAGAGGCUGGGGAGCACGUGUCCUUCCGGCUGCAGAUCAGGAGCAAGAACAGCCAGAAUCCAAACAGUGAGAUGGUGAUGCUGGAUGUGCCAGUUCGGGCAGAGGCCCAUGUGGAGCUGAGAGGGAACUCCUUUCCAGCCUCCCUGGUGGUGGCAGCAGAAGAAAGCAAGAGAGAGAACAGCUCGGACAGCUGGGGCCCCAAAGUGGAGCACACCUACGAGCUCCACAACAAUGGCCCUGGUGCUGUAAACGGCCUCCGCCUCAACCUCCGCCUCCCCGGCCAGUCCCAGCCCUCCGACCUUCUCUACAUCCUGGAUAUACAGCCCCGGGGAGGCCUUCAGUGCUCCCCACAACCAUCUCCCAACCCCCUCAAGCUGGACUGGGGGCUGCCCACCUCCAGCCCUUCCCAGGCCUAUCACAAGCGGGACCGCAGACAGGCGCUCCUGCCGGAGCAGGAGCAGCCCUCGAGGCUUCAAGGUCCAGUUUUUGUGAGCUGCGAUUCGGCGCCCUGUACUGUGGUGCAGUGUGAGCUGCAGGAGAUGGCGCGCGGGCAGCGGGUCAUGGUCACGGUGCUGGCCUUCCUGUCGCUGCCCAGCCUCCGAAAGAGGCCCCUGGAUCAGUUUGUGCUGCAGUCGCACGCUUGGUUCAACGUCUCCUCCCUUCCCUACGCCGUGCCCGCCCUCAGCCUGCCCAGCGGGGAAGCUCUGGUGCAGACACAGCUGCUUCGGGUCUUGGAGGAGAGAGACAUUCCGAUCUGGUGGGUGCUGCUAGGCGUGCUGGGUGGCCUGCUGUUGCUCACGUUCCUGGUCCUGGCCAUGUGGAAGGUUGGCUUCUUCAAGCGGAAUCGGCCACCCUUACAAGAAGAUGAUGAAGAGGAGUGAUGAGCCCAUGCAUCUCUGUCCUAGCAGGAAGGCUGGGGGUGAUGCCUGCUCUGUCCCUUCUUCUCCAGCAAGUACCCCCAGCUCUGGUCACCCAUGGGUUGGAGUUGUUUCAUGGCGGGCUCCUGAUGUCCUUCCCCACCCAUCAGAGCCAGGUCAGCCCUUUCCUGCUGCCUAAUAAAGAGGUUGAGUCCCAACCCCCAGCAUGAUGCCUCCUCUUGGGG
This is a messenger RNA of Globicephala melas (long-finned pilot whale), 3372 nucleotides long. RefSeq names its product integrin subunit alpha 2b (gene ITGA2B). Gene Ontology annotation, molecular function: integrin binding. Lineage: Eukaryota; Metazoa; Chordata; Mammalia; Artiodactyla; Delphinidae. The record is from RefSeq and is a predicted model, not a curated record. Gene Ontology annotation, cellular component: integrin complex; external side of plasma membrane. Gene Ontology annotation, biological process: angiogenesis; cell-cell adhesion; cell-matrix adhesion.